AUGACGGUAGACGUGAAUACCGGGUCGCUCAGCACCCCCGGAGGUAUCUCUGACCCCGGCCUCAUCAAGCUCGUCAACAAGCUCCAGGAUGUCUUCACCACCGUCGGCGUCAACAACCCCAUCGAUCUCCCCCAAAUAGUAGUCGUCGGCAGUCAGUCCAGCGGAAAGAGUUCAGUACUAGAAAACAUUGUUGGUCGCGACUUUCUUCCUCGCGGCUCCGGUAUUGUCACCCGUCGUCCCCUCGUCCUCCAGCUUAUCAACCGGACAGCCACCCAGAACGGCUUCGGCAAUGAGCUCGACGAUAACACCGACAAGGCCGCCAACACGGACGAGUGGGGCGAGUUCCUUCACAUUCCCGGUCAAAAGUUCUACGACUUCAACAAGAUCCGCGAUGAGAUCAGCAGAGAGACCGAGGCCAAGGUCGGCCGCAAUGCCGGCAUCUCGCCCGCUCCCAUCAACCUGAGAAUCUACUCACCCAACGUUCUCAACCUCACCCUCGUCGAUCUUCCCGGUCUGACAAGAGUGCCCGUUGGCGACCAGCCGCGCGAUAUCGAGAAGCAGAUCAGGGACAUGAUCCUCAAGUAUAUCCAGAAGUCCAACGCCAUCAUCCUCGCCGUUACCGCUGCCAAUGUGGAUUUGGCCAACUCGGAUGGCUUGAAGCUGGCUCGUGAGGUGGAUCCCGAAGGUCAGCGCACCAUCGGUGUGCUUACAAAGGUCGACUUGAUGGACGAAGGUACCGAUGUCGUUGAUAUUCUCGCCGGUCGCAUCAUUCCCCUCAGGCUAGGAUACGUGCCCGUGGUGAACCGUGGCCAGAGGGAUAUCGACAACAAGAAGCCCAUCAACGCUUCGCUCGAGGCCGAGAAGAACUUCUUUGAGAACCACAAGGCGUAUCGUAAUAAGAGCUCAUACUGCGGCACGCCCUACCUUGCCCGGAAGCUCAACUUGAUCCUGAUGAUGCACAUCAAGCAGACCCUGCCCGACAUCAAGGCUCGCAUUUCCAGCUCGCUACAGAAGUAUACCCAGGAGCUCGAGUCCCUGGGGCCUUCGAUUCUCGGUAACAGCGCGAACAUUGUCCUUAACAUCAUCACCGAGUUCACCAACGAAUGGCGCACUGUUCUUGACGGUAAGAGCACCGAGCUCUCCAGCCAGGAGCUGUCGGGUGGCGCCAGAAUCAGCUUCGUCUUCCACGAGCUGUACUCGAACGGUGUCAAGGCAGUGGAUCCCUUCGAUCAGGUCAAGGACUCUGAUAUUCGCGUUAUCCUUUACAACUCCUCCGGUCCCUCGCCCGCUCUCUUCGUCGGAACCGCGGCCUUCGAGCUCAUCGUCAAGCAGCAGAUCAAGCGUCUUGAGGAGCCCAGUCUCAAAUGCGCCUCGCUCGUGUACGACGAGCUUGUCCGAAUCCUCACCACCGUGCUCAGCAAGCAACUAUACAGGCGCUACCCCGGCCUCAAGGAGAAGAUCCACCAAGUGGUCAUCUCCUUCUUCAAGAAGGCCAUGGAGCCCACCAACAAGCUGGUCAAGGACCUGGUCGCUAUGGAGGCGUGCUACAUCAACACGGGUCACCCCGACUUCCUCAACGGCCACAGGGCCAUGGCCAUCGUCAACGAGCGCCACAAUGGUUCCAGGCCAGUUCAGGUCGACCCCAAGACGGGCAAGCCGAUCCCGCAGAGCGCUACGCCCGCGCGAGCCGCUAGCCCCACCCUGGCCGGCAGCAACCUUGACGAGGGAGGGUCCAACGGUGGCUUCUUUGGUAGCUUCUUUGCCGCCAAGAACAAGAAGAAGGCGGCGGCCAUGGAGCCGCCCCCGCCAUCGCUGAAGGCCUCGGGUACUCUUUCUGAGCGCGAGAACAUUGAGGUGGAGGUCAUCAAGCUGCUCAUCCAGUCGUACUACAACAUUGUCAAGAGGACCAUGAUCGACAUGGUUCCCAAGGCUAUCAUGUUGAACCUUGUUCAACUCACAAAGGACGAAAUGCAAAAGGAGCUCCUCGAGAACAUGUACCGCGCCGACGAGCUCGACGACCUCCUCAAGGAGAGCGAUUACACGGUCCGCAGGAGGAAGGAGUGCCAGCAGAUGGUGGAGUCGCUGUCGAAGGCUAGCGAGAUUGUUAGCCAGGUACAGUAGGGUUAGUACUACGUUCGAGAAGACGAAGAGAGUUGUUUAUGACAUGACAGAUUAUUUAAGCAGCAGUUGAUAUACCAAAGCGAUGAAAGAGAGAAGAAGAUGAUGAUGGGGAAGAGAGUGUCAUUUGGUGGCACGUUUUUGUGUCUAGCUGUACAGAAAAUGUUUACGACUUGUGUCCAUG
Messenger RNA from Neurospora tetrasperma FGSC 2508, 2302 nucleotides. Its product is annotated as vacuolar sorting protein 1. The record is from RefSeq and is a predicted model, not a curated record. Gene Ontology annotation, cellular component: peroxisome; membrane; microtubule. NCBI's taxonomy places the organism in Eukaryota, Fungi, Ascomycota, Sordariomycetes, Sordariales, Sordariaceae. The transcript has 5 exons. Gene Ontology annotation, biological process: peroxisome organization. Gene Ontology annotation, molecular function: GTP binding; GTPase activity; microtubule binding. The coding region runs from base 1 to 2121 and encodes 706 amino acids.